Molecule: messenger RNA, 963 nt
Organism: Agrilus planipennis (emerald ash borer)
Lineage: Eukaryota; Metazoa; Arthropoda; Insecta; Coleoptera; Buprestidae
Product: adult-specific cuticular protein ACP-20-like
Exons: 3
Coding region: 328-693 (121 amino acids)
Cellular component (GO): extracellular matrix
Source: RefSeq, a predicted model, not a curated record
CACUAUUUAUUACUGACUGAUACUCUUUGUUAGGUGUAACAAGUAGUAAAAUGAAUAUUUGCAAGACACGAUAGCGCGCGAUAGAGCUGCGGUUUUUAUCAACAAUAAGUUGCGGAGCUCUUUCGAGUGAUUUCAUUUUUGCACAAUUUCGGCUCUUGCAGAAACAAUCGACUAUUGCAUACCGAAAUCUAAAUUCAACACAGCAUCGGUUUUUAUCCAGGUAUAUAUAAGACGCCCUGCAAUUUUUGAGAAAUCAGUUCGAAAACGUACUCAAAACUAUUACAACUAGUAUACUAGCAUACCAAUAAUUUUCGUCAAUAACCAAAAAUGAAUUGUUUUCAGGUGUGUAUCUUCCUUGUUUUUACCUUUGCUACUUUGACUUUCGGACACGAAGAUGACGACGGUCCUGCGAGUUACAAAUUUGAGUAUGGCGUGCACGAUCCAAAAACGGGAGACAAGAAAUUCCACACGGAAAAUCGUGACGGUCACGUAGUUAAGGGCAGUUACAGUUUGGAUGAACCCGAUGGUACCAAGCGAAUCGUCGAGUAUACGGCGGACAAAAAGAACGGCUUUCAAGCAGUGGUCAAAAGGAUAGGAGACGCCAGUCAUCCUGCACAUUAUGCGAAAGGAAGUGAGCAAACUGCCGGCGAUGCGGAGAGCCACGUGGGCAAAACGCAUUGGGGCAGUAAUUAACCCGACGAAGACACGCGCACUAUUUAAAAUUUGUUCUGUCACAGAUUGAUUAAUUAAUUAACAUUUUUUGAAUUAAAAUUUUAUGUACAAAUAUGUACCUAUUACAAUACAGUGCCGCCUUCAAGGCAUACAGGGCCCUGGGGUAAUGACGACUAGGACCCUCCUUAAGGUAGCAUUCUCUAAAAUUAUUUAUUAAAAAUGACCACCACACUGUUACGUCACAAUCAAGGUUAAAUUAUUUAUCAAUAACGAGUAUUCAGGCAGAUUUAC